Molecule: messenger RNA, 1635 nt
Organism: Monomorium pharaonis (pharaoh ant)
Lineage: Eukaryota; Metazoa; Arthropoda; Insecta; Hymenoptera; Formicidae
Exons: 4
Coding region: 692-1198 (168 amino acids)
Biological process (GO): regulation of synaptic transmission, cholinergic; sleep; positive regulation of voltage-gated potassium channel activity
Source: RefSeq, a predicted model, not a curated record
GCGCGUACCGUGCGUGUGUGCACGCGCUGGAAUGGCACGGAUGAUAUCGGGUCAGCGUAAAAAAGUGGAGGAAGUAUGGAGAUUAUUUUCUGAUAUACAUAGGAGGCUGAGUGUUGGAGUACCGUCGAGGCGGAUGACGUGGCCCCUGCGGUACGACGCCCAGCAGCCGACCGCAUUCGGCUGUCGACCACUGUCGACCAGUCGUCAUUCCAUGCAUUGCCGAGCGACGCGGGGAUCCUGCAACGGUGUCAUCAUCGUGGUGCGAAAUACGUCGUUACAAUGCAUCGUUACGCAAACGGCAAGACUCUGUGAUAGGUCGACAUUGUUUGUCCGCCGCUCUAUUUGGCGGUGAACAUCGAUAUGCCAGUGCAUAUUAAUUAAUUAGGGAAUAAUGAGACCGGAAAAUUCCGAUUUGGAAACUUCAUGUGGACACGGGGGAUUCACCCAUCGGUGAAAUCUAGCGGUCCUCAACGUGUCUCAAAUCGGAAAUCUAUCGACACGAUUGCAGGAGCGAUUAUCUAAAAUUGUUCGGGGUUUUUAAUUUCGUGCACGAGGUUAUUUUGGUGAAACAUCUGGGCGAUAUCUUCUAUCUUAAAUGAUUCUAUCAUUAUAACUGGAGCGAUCGAGUAAAUACCUCAUUACUCAAGUGAUAAUUAUUCCUUGAUGGAAUACAAAUAAUAUUACAAAUAAAAUGUACAAAUUAAAGCCAAGUCUGCAGAUUUUGAUACUAUGUAUUCUAUUUGCUUGCGUUUCACAAGUACGGGCAGAAGGUAUUUCGUGUUUCAAGUGUCUUACAACAGUCAUAAAUGAAAAUGACUCAGAUCGGCUUUGUUCCCAUUUCGAUGGAAGUGCAAAAUUCCAGGUGUUUUGCCCAACAUCAACGCUUUGUAUGAAGAGAACCGUUCAGUAUCAAUCUAAAACGUCUAUAGUGACCACUGUUCAACGAGGUUGCGCGCCACAGAAUUAUAUUUUUAAAAUUUAUAAUGACGCUGAUAACAAAUGGUAUGAUAAGGAGGAGGUGAUAACGUCCGCUUAUGACGAGGGUUGCUUUACUGGAGAACAUAGAGGUGCACCUAGUCGCCCACCCGAAUACUGUUUCUGUAGUUUUCACUUGUGCAAUUCAUCCCCUCCACAAAUCGAAAUGUUUAGCAAACUGUGUGGGAUGAUAUUAGCGCUGAUAAUUAUAAGAUUGUUGUAAAACUUUAUAGUUUAUAGCACGCAAUUAUGUGUUAUUUAACAGAAAGUGCAAUUCAUACAAAAGUUUCAUGACAAAUCUUUUCUAUUAAUUACGAAAGUGUAGAGAUCCUUCAUGACAAAUUGCAAAUAUCAUAUCAUAUCAAGAGACAUGGUAGUAGCUUGCGCCAAGUAAAUGCACAGUGCAAGACCGACCGUGUUUAAUACAUACUGUAGUCUAUAAUAUACUCUAAUAUGAAUUACAAACUUAUUUUCUAAAACUGUUAUACAUAUAAAAUAAUUUAUUCUUAAUUUUCUGCUUGUGAAUAUCUCUAUUUUGGAAUAAUAUAUGCUUUUAAAUGAAAAAAAUCUUUCCUGGUCAAUUAUCUUAUUAAAGCUAAUAAUUGGAACGUUUCUUGAAUUUAGAAAAUGUAUAUUGCCAAUAAACAUCAAAAGAUAAAA